AUGAUAUCUACUCUCUCUCUCUCUCUCUCUCUCUCUCUCCUACUGUGUCUUUCAACAGCCACUUACAGUCCCCCUUUCUUCUACUAUCUACUCCCUCUCUUUCUCUAUCUCUCUUUCUCUCUUUCAAAUCUACUGUAUGUAUCAAUAUCCUCCUACGUUUUCUCUUGCCCCUCCCAUCUUCUUGCUCUCUCUCUCUCUCUUCUACUGUGUUUAUCAAUAGCUUUCUAUCGUUUCCCUUUCUUCUCCAUUCUACUCUCUCUCUCUCUCUUUCAUUGUGUCUAUCAAUAUCCUUCUACCAUUUCUCCUCCUAUCUACUCUUCCCUCCUCUCUCUCUCUCUUCUACCCUGUCUAUCAAUAUCUUUCUUUCGCUUUCCUUUCUUCUCCCAUUUACUACUCUUCCUCUCUAUACUUCUCUCUCCCUCUCUUUCUCUUCUACUGUAUCUGUCACUCUCUCUUUCCCUACUUUAUUUGCCUCUCGCCCUUCUUCUUUUUCAUUUAUCUCCGUCUCUCUCUCUCACUCUCUUUCAUCUGUCUCUUAAUUUUCAUUUUCACUCCCCAUUUCAUUCACUCUCCUACUACGACACCCAAUUCUCUCCCUCUCUUCCCUCCUCACUCUCACGCCUCUGUCCUCCCCCCCUUUUUGACUCUGUCCUAUUUUCCUUGUUUUCUUUCUCCCUUUUCUCUUCAUUCCAUUCUCCUUAUUUCCACACGCUCUCUAUUACUGUCUCUCUCCUUCUAUUUUUCCAUCUGUUUCCUUACUCACUCCCUCUCUCUAUUACUAUCUCUCUCCUUUUUUCCAUCUCUUUCCUUACUCUCUCUCUCUCUGACUGUCUCUCUCCUUCUAUUUUCCAUCUGUUUCCUUACUCAAUCUCUCUCUCUCCCUCUAUCUCUAUUACUGUCUCUCUCCUUCUUAUUUCCAUCUGUUUCCUUACUCUCUCUCUCUCUCUCUCUCUCUCUCUCUCUCUAUUACUGUCUUUCUCCUUGUAUUUUUCCGUCUUUUCCGUUUCUUUCUCCGUCUAUCAGUGUCUCUCUCCUUCUAUUUUUCCAUCUGUUUCCUUACUCUUUCUCUCUCUCUUUCUUACUGUCUCUCUCCUUCUAUUUUUCCAUCUGUUUCCUUUCUCUCUCUUUCUCUCUCUCUCUUACUGUCUCUCUCCUAUUUUUCCAUCUGUUUCCUCUCUCUCUUUCUCAUACUGUCUCUCUCCUAUUUUUCCAUCAGUUUCCUUACUCUCUCUCCCUCUCUCUAUAUCUCCCUCUCUCUAUCACUGUCUCUCUCUAUUAAUGUCUCUCUCCUCCUAUUUUUCCAUCUGUUUCCUUUCUCUCUCUCUCUCUCUUACUGUCUCUCUCCUAUUUUUCCAUCUGUUUCCUUUCUCUCUCUCUCUCUUACUGUCUCUCUCCUAUUUUUCCAUCUGUUUCCUUUCUCUCUCUCUCUCUCUCUCUAUUACUUUUCCUUUCUCUCUCUCUCUCUUACUGUCUCUCUCCUAUUUUUCCAUCUGUUUCCUUUCUCUCUCUCUCUCUCUUACUGUCUCUCUCCUUCUUAUUUCCAUCUGUUUCCUUACUAACUCUCUCUCUCUCUCUCUCUCUUACUGCCUCUCUCCUUCUAUUUUUCCAUCUGUUUUCCUUUCUCUCUCUCUCUCUUACUGUUUCUCCAUCCUUUUUUUCUCUCUCUCUCUCUCUCUCUCUCUCUCUCUCUCUCUACUGUCUCUCUCUCUUCUUAUUAUUUCCAUCUGUUUCCUUACUAACUCUCUCUCUCUCUAUUACUGUCUCUCUCCUCCUAUUUUUCCAUCUGUUUCCUUUCUCUCUCUCUCUACUGUCUCUCUCCUAUUUUCCAUCUUUUCCAUUCUCUCUCUCUCUCUCUCUCUCUCUCUCUCUGUACUGUCUCUCUCCUUCUUAUUUCCAUCUGUUUCCUUACUAACUCUCUCUUUCUCUCUCUAUUACUGCCUCUCUCCUUCUAUUUUUCCAUCUGUUUCCUUUCUCUCUCUCUCUCUCUUACUGUCUCUCUCCUAUUUUUCCAUCAGUUUCCUUACUCUCUCUCCCUCUCUCUAUAUCUCCCUCUCUCUAUCACUGUCUCUCUCUAUUACUGUCUCUCUCCUCCUAUUUUUCCAUCUGUUUCCUUUCUCUCUCUCUCUACUGUCUCUCUCCUAUUUUUUCCAUCUGUUUCCUUUCUCUCUCUCUCUCUACUGUCUCUCCAAUUUUUCCAUCUGUUUCCUUUCUCUCUCUCUCUCUCUCUCUCUCUCUCUCUUACUGUCUCUCCUUCUUAUUUCCAUCUGUUUCCUUACUAACUCUCUCUCUCUCUCUAUUAUCUGCUCUCUCCUUCUUUUUUCCAUCUGUUUCCUUUCUCUCUCUCUCUUACUGUCUCUCUCCUAUUUUUCCAUCUGUUUCCUUUCUCUCUCUCUCUCUCUCUCUCUCUCCUUCUUAUUUCCAUCUGUUUCCUUACUAACUCUCUCUCUCUCUCUCUCUCUCUAUUACUGUCUCUCUCUCCUAUUUUCCAUCUGUUUCCUUUCUCUCUCUCUAUUACUGUCUCUCUCCUCCUAUUUUUCCAUCUGUUUCCUUUCUCUCUCUCUUACUGUCUCUCUCCCUAUUUUUCCAUCUGUUUCCUUUCUCUCUCUCUCUCUCUCUCUCUCUCUCUCUCUCUCUCUAUAUUACUGUCUCUCCCUUCUUAUUUCCAUCUGUUUCCUUACUAACUCUCUCUCUCUCUCUCUCUCUCUCAAUUACUGCCUCUCUCCUAUUUUUCCAUCUGUUUCCUUUCUCUCUCUCUCUCUUACUGUCUCUCUCCUAUUUUUCCAUCUGUUUCCUUUCUCUCUCUCUCUCUUACUGUCUCCCUCCUAUUUUUCCAUCUGUUUCUUUUCUCUCUCUCUCUCUCUCUCUCUCUCUCUAUUACUGUCUCUCCUUCUUAUUUCCAUCUGUUUCCUUACUAACUCUCUCUCUCUCUCUCUCUCUCUAUAUUACUGCCUCUCUCCUUCUAUUUUUCCAUCUGUUUCCUUUCUCUCUCUCUCUUACUGUCUCUCCAUUUUUUUCCAUCUGUUUCCUUUCUCUCUCUCUCUCUCUCUCUCUCUCUAUUACUAUUCUUCUUCUUCUUCUUCUUCUUCUUCUUCUUCUUCUUCUUAUGUAUUAUUAUUAUUAUUAUUAUUAUUACUAUUAUUAUUAUUAUUAUUAUUAUUCUACUGCUGUUUCUUCUUCUUUUUCUUCUGCUCCGGCUUUUGCAUUUUUAUCUUUUUCCUCUCUUCUUCUUCUUCUUCUUCUUCUUCUUCUUCUUCUUCUUCUUCUUCCCCAUGA
Molecule: messenger RNA, 3273 nt
Organism: Acanthosepion pharaonis
Lineage: Eukaryota; Metazoa; Mollusca; Cephalopoda; Sepiida; Sepiidae
Source: the annotation of a GenBank genome assembly